Plasmodium vinckei vinckei is the source of this 1947-nucleotide messenger RNA. RefSeq names its product phosphatidylinositol N-acetylglucosaminyltransferase subunit GPI1, putative. Gene Ontology annotation, cellular component: membrane; endoplasmic reticulum. The record is from RefSeq and is a predicted model, not a curated record. The transcript is spliced from 9 exons. Bases 1 to 1947 code for a protein of 648 amino acids. Gene Ontology annotation, biological process: GPI anchor biosynthetic process. Lineage: Eukaryota; Apicomplexa; Aconoidasida; Haemosporida; Plasmodiidae.
AUGAAUGACCCUCCUAAUUGUGUAAACAUAUAUUUUCCUGAUAAUAUAAAAAUAGUUGAUAAUAUUUCAAAAUGCUUUUUAUAUGGAUUUUCAAACGAUAGCACAUAUGCCAUCAUUCAUGUUGGCUCUAAAUAUGUUGAUCAAAUAGAAGUUCAGACAAAUCAUGAACAAACAAAACAUUGGGAUUCCUUUCGAAUAUUAGGAGAAUUAGUAUUUGUAAAAAAUGAAGAAGAUAUAAAAAAAUAUACAAACUCAAAAGAUAAGAAAGAUAAAAUCAAUUAUAUAUAUGCCAUUUAUUAUAAAAAUAAACCAAUAGUUAUAAAAAUUAAUACACAAAAUGGAAAAAAAAUGAGUGUCUUAUUUAUUUUAUAUAAUACAGACAAGUAUAUUUACAAUUUUGAUCCUGAUCAUGUAAAUAAUUUAAUUUCAGAUGCAUAUAAAAGAGAAAUCGUAUACAUAUAUUAUAACAAAAAUGGCUAUAUAAAUAAUACUGAAAAAGAUUGUAGGAUAUUAAAUAAUAGAAAAACCGAACUUAUAAACAAUUCAAAUUUAGAUAAUAUAAAAAUAAAUGAUACAAGUAAUGAGGAUGGACAAUUAGAUCAGCAUGCUCAUACUACAACAGACAAUGAGAAUAUAUCAUGUCAUGAAAAUAAAAUAAAAAAUAUAAAAAAAGAAAAAGAUGAGUCUACUAAUAUUCCUAAUACAGCCAACUUAGAAAAAAAAAAAAAAAUAUAUUACAACUUAUCAAAAAAUAAUAUAUGCGAAAAUUUACGUAUAAGGGAUGUAAUAAAUUUAAUUAACACCAGAUAUGUUUAUAUUGAAGAGGUGGAAAAUUUUGAAAAAGAUUUUCAAACAAACACAAAUGACAUAUGUAGCAAAGACAAUGAAAGUAGUGAGCAUAAUGAAAAAGAUGUACCAGAUGAGCCGAAUAUUACUAUAACUUAUGUAUGGCUCUUUUUCAUGUGCAUCAUUUCAGUCAUAAAUAAGACAAUAUACUGUAUAUUUUGUAUACCAAAUAUUUUUAAUAAAAAGUUAUUUUUAAAAAAUAAAUUAAGUAUUUUUAAAUUAAUAAAAGAAAAAUGUUUAUUAAAUUCUGAGUGGUAUAAAAUAUUUUUACAAAUAAUUGAAAAAAAAAAAAAAAAAAAUGAUUAUGAUUAUUAUAAAUAUAAACAAAUAUUAUUAAUUCGAGCAUUUAGUUUAUUAUUAGACAUAUUGGGUGGGGUCAUUUUAUUUUAUAUGAUCUCAAUUCAAAUAAUUAAUUUAGGAUUUAUUUAUGACAAAAUAAAAAUUGUCUUUGAAACGAGUACCUUAACAUCAAUAUUAGGUACCUUGUUGCAAAAACCGUUGGGAAUAAAAUUAAACAACAAUUUUACUUCCUUUAUUGGAAGUGUGGUUGUGUCUAUUUUAGACAAAUGGGAAUUUUUUAAAAGUUUAAUUAUGUUUAAAAGGAGUUCAAUAAUCCAUUUUUUCAACAUAUCCAGUUUAUUAGGGUUGUCUAUUUUUCUUUCCCUUGCGAUUGAUUACUUUAGGUUUAUUACUGUUCACGUAACAAUAAUAUAUUUUUUUUUCAAAAGAGUCUUUUCCAUAUUCCAUAGUAACAUGUACUCUCUGUAUUUACUAUUCAAUGGGAAAAAAUGGAAUGUUCUAAAGUCGAGGGUAGACACAAAUUAUUACACUAACGAAGAAGUUAUACUUGGGUUUAUAUAUUUUUUGGUAGUUUUAAAGGAACUUAUUUUAUACUCUCCGAUUUAUAUUCUCUUGUUAACAAGCGAAAAUAAAUAUAUUAGCAAGGGGAUAAAAAUGAGGCAAUGUCACGAUAUAGAAUCUAAUGAAUUAGUUGAUGUCCCUCAAUCAUAUUACCUGCUUUUGGAAAAUGACAAAUUUUUAUUUUCUGACAAGAUAAAGUUAUUUCUUGCAAUUUUUUUUAAUUACCAAAAUUUUAAAUAA